GCCAACGCCACCCUCGCCAAGGACAGAGCCAAACUACAAGCCCAUCAUGAUGUCAUCCCUCGUUCUCAACAAAAGACUAUCAUUCCCUCUAGAAAAAAUAGACCAGUAAAGAAUUUCCUUAGUUUCAUUUCUUCUAGUGAGCCUUGCGAAGCCACUCCUUCGACACUGCAUGUUCCUGUUGAAUCAUCUUCCUUACCUACCCUAACAAUCGAUCUAACACUCCUUCCUGAUCAUGCCCCUGCUUCUGUCGAUCCACAAGCUGACAUCGAGGCUUUGGUUCCUCUUCCCGAACCCGCUACAGAUGAGAUUCCUAUUGCCACUCCGGUUAUUUCUUCACCACCUUGGCCAGCUGAUGCCAAGCCCGAGGAGUAUUUGACCAAGAAGAGACGAAUGGAGACCCAUCCUGCCCCUGAACGGUUCCUCGUAUUUCUGCUUGUUUAA
Ilex paraguariensis (yerba mate) is the source of this 441-nucleotide messenger RNA. The record is from the annotation of a GenBank genome assembly. Lineage: Eukaryota; Viridiplantae; Streptophyta; Magnoliopsida; Aquifoliales; Aquifoliaceae.